This is a messenger RNA of Salmo salar (Atlantic salmon), 1045 nucleotides long. NCBI's taxonomy places the organism in Eukaryota, Metazoa, Chordata, Actinopteri, Salmoniformes, Salmonidae. The record is from RefSeq and is a predicted model, not a curated record.
CCUGAUGUCAGAGCCGGGGAAGCUGAAGCAGAAGAUCAACGUUUGGGCCGAAGAGUACUGGAACAUCACAGACGCGGCGGCCAUCUUUACCUUCCUCCUGGGCCUGAUGCUGAGGCUGCAGAACGAGCCCCUGUUGGGCAUCGGACGGGUCAUCUACUGCGUGGAUAUUAUCUUCUGGUACAUCAGGGUGCUCGACAUCUUCGGGGUCAACAAGUACCUGGGACCCUACGUCAUGAUGAUCGGGAAAAUGAUGGUUGACAUGUUGUACUUCGUGGUGAUCAUGCUGGUGGUGUUGAUGAGUUUCGGCGUGGCGCGGCAGGCCAUCCUGCACCCUGAUGAGAUCCCAACAUGGCGUCUGGCCAGGAACAUCUUCUACAUGCCUUACUGGAUGAUCUAUGGCGAAGUGUUCGCUGACUCCAUAGACCUCUAUGCAAUGGAAAUCAAUCCACCAUGUGGGGAUAACAUGUACGAUGAGGAUGGGAAGAAGCUACCUCCUUGUAUCCCUGGAGCGUGGCUCACUCCAGCCAUCAUGGCCUGCUACCUGCUGGUGGCCAACAUCCUCCUGGUCAACUUACUCAUCGCUGUCUUCAACAACACCUUCUUAGAGGUCAAGUCCGUCUCCAACCAGAUCUGGAAGUUCCAGCGUUACCAGCUGAUCAUGAAGUUCCACGACCGGCCCCUCCUCCCUCCGCCCCUCAUCAUCUUCAGCCACAUCUACAUCGUUCUGAAGCACGUCUGUCGCCGCUGCAAGAGGAGAACAGAGGGAGAGCAGGACGACAGGGACAACAAAGGACUACAGCUGCUGCUGAAUGCUGAGGAGCUGAAGGCUCUGUAUGAGUUUGAGGAGCAGUGUGUGGAGGAGUAUUUCAGAGAGAAGGAGGACGAGGAGCAGUCAUCUAGCAACGAACGCAUCAGGGUCACAUCUGAGAGGUCUGAGACCGGACAGCUAUGGUCUUCCCUCUUUAGGGGGGGAACUACUUACAUUUAAAUUAGCCUUGUAGAACCAUCUCAGUAUUCACUACAGUUAUUCAUAGUUAUCAGUAAA